Molecule: messenger RNA, 7337 nt
Organism: Brienomyrus brachyistius
Lineage: Eukaryota; Metazoa; Chordata; Actinopteri; Osteoglossiformes; Mormyridae
Product: TBC1 domain family member 9-like
Exons: 21
Coding region: 687-4499 (1270 amino acids)
Molecular function (GO): calcium ion binding
Source: RefSeq, a predicted model, not a curated record
CGCGGCUGUGCGGCGCUGGCGAUUCGGGUGGGGGGGUACCUUAGGUCGGAAAUUGCUUUGUUCCCUUGAAACGUUAUUUGCUUGUUGUUUUGGGGAGGCGGGGUCGAUUGUCGGUGCAGAAGUUCCACGUUUCUCGUCGACCUUUCCGCGGUUGCAUAAUUACAAUAAAGCGGCUGAGAGAUACGGCUCAGCGGCGGUGUCCGACAGGCUCUCUUGCGCACAAAGGUCCGGCUGGAUCGCCGAUCCGCUCCGUACUUAUCUUGCGGAGCUGCUCCACAAACGCGCUUUGUAAUGCCGGGGCUCCGGCUCCGCCAGCCGAUUUCCCACCGUCGGCCGGAUUUGAGCUCAUUUCUCGCCAGUGAUGUGCAGAUGCCUGCGGCUUCAGGCUGAAGAUCAUUCCUAUUUUUGAAUUUCUUUUAAUUGUGAUUUUUUUAAAAAAAAUAUCUAUUUAGUUCUGCGAUCUGAAUACGCUUUGUCAUACCUUAAUGUGUCUUGGGUUAUCAAGAUAGCCAUGUCGCUUUGCACAUCGCAGUGCGAUCAAUAUCGAUAAAGCAUCUUUUUUUCGGCCGAUUUCUUUAAUCCCCCAGUGGCCCCGCGUGUUUUAUUUUCUUUCUGCUGGACAAAUAAAUAUAAAAUUGGCAAAGAGGGAUCGCCGCGAUUUAAUGCCCUCUUGACGAAAGGGGAAAAUGUGGGUUAACCCAGAUGAGGUCCUGCUGGCCAGCGCUUUAUGGAUCACGGAGAGAGCAAAUCCAUACUUCAUCCUCCAGAAGAGGAAAGGCCAUGGGGACGGCGGAGGAGGAGGAGGAGGAGGUCUCGCAGGUCUCCUCGUGGGGACCCUCGACGUGGUCCUGGACUCCAGUGCUCGGGUCGCCCCCUACAGGAUCCUGUAUCAGACGCCAGACUCCCUCGUGUACUGGACGAUUGCUCAUGGGAGCUCCCGGAAAGAGAUUACAGAACACUGGGAGUGGCUGGAACAGAACCUUCUGCAGACUCUCUCCAUCUUCGAGAAUGAGAAUGACAUCACCACAUUCGUCAGGGGCAAGAUUCAGGGUAUCAUAGCGGAGUACAACAAGAACCACGACAUCCGGGAGGACGAUGACACGGACAAGUUCAAGGAGGCCAUCUCCAAGUUCCGCAAGCUCUUCGGCAUGCCCGAGGAGGAGAAGCUGGUCAACUACUACUCCUGCAGCUACUGGAAGGGCAAGGUUCCCCGACAGGGCUGGCUGUACCUCAGCAUCAACCAUCUCUGCUUCUACUCCUACCUGUUGGGGAAGGAAGCCAAACUGGUCAUCCGAUGGGCAGACAUCACCCAGCUGGAGAAAAAUGCCACCUUGCUACUCCCGGACAUGAUCAAAGUGAGCACCAGGUCCAGCGAGCACGUCUUCUCCGUCUUCCUCAACAUCAACGAGACCUUCAAGCUGAUGGAGCAGCUGGCCAACAUCGCCAUGAGGCAGCUUCUGGAUAACAAGGGCUUCGAGCAGGAUCGCUCGCUGCCCAAGCUGAAGAAGAAGUCUCCCAAGAAGGUGUCGGCCCUCAAACGGGACCUCGAUGCCAGGGCCAAAAGCGAGCGAUACCGGGCCCUGUUCCGCCUGCCCAAGGACGAGAAGCUGGACGGACACACAGACUGUACCCUCUGGACCCCCUUCAACAAAACUCACAUCCUGGGCCAGAUGUUCGUCUCCACCAACUACAUUUGCUUCUCCAGCAAGGAGGAGACCCUGUGCAGCCUCAUCAUCCCUCUGCGUGAGGUGACUAUCGUCGAGAAGGCGGACAGCUCCAACGUACUGCCCAGCCCUCUAUCCAUCAGCACCAAGAACCGCAUGACCUUCCUCUUCGCCAACCUCAAAGACAGGGACUUCCUAGUCCAGAGGAUUUCUGACUUCCUGCAGCAGACCACGUCCAAGAUCUACUUCGAACAGGAGCUCACCAGGAGCCUCAACAGCUUGGACGACGAGGGAAGCCUGAUCUCCUGCAGCCCCCAGAGGAGCCUGGGCUCUGAGAUCGAGGGUGAGCGACAGUUCAACUUCAACGACAACAGCAUGUCUACCGCCAAGCAGGCGCUCAUGACCAUGUACCGGCGCCGCUCCCCCGAAGAGUUCAACCCCAAGCUGGCCAAGGAGUUCCUGAAGGAGCAGGCGUGGAAGAACCACUUUGCAGAAUACGGCCAGGGCGUGUGCAUGUACCGCACGGAGAAGACCAAAGAUCUGGUUCUCAAGGGCAUCCCAGAGAACAUGCGAGGAGAGCUCUGGCUGCUCUUCUCCGGAGCCAUCAACGAAAUGGCCACGCACCCCGGCUACUACGAGGAGCUGGUGGAGAAGUCCAGGGGCAAGUACAACCUGGCCACGGAGGAGAUCGAGCGAGACCUGCACCGCUCGCUGCCGGAGCACCCUGCCUUCCAGAACGAGAUGGGCAUCUCCGCGCUGAGGAGGGUCCUCACCGCCUACGCCUUCCGCAACCCCCACAUCGGCUACUGCCAGGCCAUGAACAUCGUGACUUCGGUGCUGCUGCUCUAUGCUAAUGAAGAAGAAGCUUUCUGGCUCUUGGUGGCGCUAUGCGAGCGGAUGCUGCCUGACUACUACAACACCAGGGUGGUCGGGGCGCUGGUGGACCAGGGCGUGUUUGAGGAGCUAGCCAGAGACCACGUGCCUCAGCUGUACGACUGCAUGCAGGACCUGGGCGUCAUCUCCACUAUCUCGUUGUCCUGGUUCCUCACGCUCUUCCUCAGCGUCAUGCCCUUCGAGAGUGCGGUGGUGGUCGUCGACUGCUUCUUCUACGAGGGCAUCAAGGUGAUCUUCCAGCUGGCUCUCUCCGUGCUGGACGCCAACAUCGAGAAACUUCUGAACUGCAAGGAUGACGGGGAAGCCAUGACCGUUCUCGGCAGGUACCUGGACAGCGUGACCAACAAAGACAGCACCCUCCCUCCCAUCCCACACCUUCACUCCUUGUUGACAGACGACGGGGAGCCCCACCCGGAAGUGGACAUCUUCAAGUUGGUCCACAGCUCUUACGAGAAAUUCGGCACGAUCCGAGCCGACGUGAUCGAGCAGAUGCGCUUCAAGCAGAGGCUGAGGGUGAUCCAGACAAUAGAGGACACGACUAAGCGCAACGUGGUCCGGACCAUAGUCACUGAGACGGCAUUCAGCAUCGACGAGCUGGAGGAGCUAUUUGUCCUGUUCAAGGCGGAACACCUGACAAGCUGCUACUGGGGAGGCACCAGCAAUCCCACAGACCGGCAUGACCCCAGCCUGCCCUACCUGGAACAGUACCGCAUCGACCUGGAGCAGUUUAAGGGACUCUUCGGGCUGCUCUUCCCCUGGGCCAGCGGGGCACACUCAGACACCCUCGCCCUGCGCUUCUUCCGGCUCUUGGACCACAACGGCGAUGGCCUCAUCAACUUCCGCGAGUUCGUCACUGGCCUGAGUGUCCUUUGUCACAGCGAUCUCACGGAGAAGCUCAAACUGCUCUAUAAGAUGCACGUCCUGCCUGAGCUGUCACAUGACCAGGAGGAGCCGGACUCUGCAUUCGAGGCCACCCAGUACUUCUUCGAGGACAUCACCCCCGAGACGUCCCAUGGGCUCGACUCCAGGUCUAAGAAUGACAAGGAUGACGGUUUUGUAAGAGUCACCUUCAAGACCGAAAAAGUGAAAAAAAUCCACACUCCAGACUACCGUGCAUAUCUGAGGCUGUGGAACCAGGAGACCAGAUCUAAGCUGGAGAACAUCAAAGAGCUUCCGAAACUGAACCAGGGUCAGUUCAUCGAGCUGUGUAAGACCCUGUACAACAUGUUCAGUGAGGACGCCAUGGAGCAGGACCUGUAUCACGCCACGGCCACAGUGACCAGCCUGCUGCUGGAGAUGGGUGAGGUGGGCAAGCUCUUCAUCAGCCCCAGCAGCAAGGAGGAAGAGGAGGAUGAGGAGGAGAGCGGGAGCACCGGAGCGGGGGUGCAGGGAGACGGCUUCUUCCAAGGGCUUGAUGUGGGUGGAGGGCCUGUCGAAAUCGGACAGACCAAGUCACAUGACUUGGGAGCCGGCGGCGAGCCUGCGGCCAGCCCGCCAAUGGAGGACGUGAAGCUUGAAGACUCGUCGCCAAAGGAGGCGGGUCUUUCCUCGGCCAUGCUGAUCUCCGACGACGAGACCAAGGACGACACGUCCAUGUCGUCGUACUCGGUGCUGAGUGCUGGCUCGCACGAGCUGGAGGAGAAGCUGCAGUGUGAGGACAUCGCCGAUGAUACCGUACUGGUGCGUAGCGGCGACGGUGGAAGCAGCACCGACAGCAGCGGUAGCCGUGGCAACGGGCUGUCGCGCAGCGCCAGCCUGGACAAGGACUGGGCCAUCACCUUCGAGCAGUUCCUGGCCUCCGUGCUGACUGAGCACGCCCUGGUGCAUUAUUUCGAGAAGCCAGUGGACGUCAUGGGCCGCAUCACCAACGCCAAGAACGUUCGCAAGGUGGGCCGGCCUCUCACCUCCUCUAGCGAUUAUGAGAUAUCACUUUCAGGGUGAGACGGUCGGCCCCCAACGGAGGUUAAAAAAUAACACAAAACAAAAAACUACCAAAACGUUACUUUGUGAAAUGAACAGUGUUUUACUGCAUCUUCGUUCGGGUGGUAGGAGAAGUUAAUCAGAUUAAUUUUUGUGCAUAAUAACAUGUAUGAUUUACGCAAGGGAGGUGAAAGGACAAAACGUGAACAUUGUAUUUUAUCUAUAAAAUGUGGAACGGCUGUUUUAUUCUUAGACUGUGAACAGAGUUUUAUUGGAGGGUCUGGUUACCAGACGCUUUGUGGGAGGUCGCUGACCGUAGAACGAGCUGUAAACAUUGAGCCAUGACCGCGGGACCCCGUUGUGAAUGACCUGAACGUGCAUGGACCAUAACUAUAGAGCCGAGAAGCAGAAGUUACUCGACAUUUUUUGUAAUAUCCGCAGAUGUUAUUCCCUGUAUUCGGCUGGCAACAAGAGUCAUUUCUCUCUCUCUCUCCGAUCAAAAAAAAAGAGAGAGCGUUAUUAAACAAGGUAGCAACCUGUACCUGUGCGUUUUCUCCGCAGUUAUGCAGGACCUCGCGAUAUUGCGAUAUUCGCGACUCACAAAUAUUCGCGCUGACGCGUCGGUGUGAUCCGCAGACCGCAUUCCUGCUUUUGGAAUGCUUCCUGAUUCUGUUUAUUUUCCGGAGCUGUUAUACCGAAACUGGCUGUAACUGAGCUCUGUAAUCCGACUCUGACUACUGACGCCCAGGUGUUAAACGAGCUUGCCAUGAUUUAGCUGGAGUCCUGUGCAACGAUACCAACUUUCUUGAUCAUGUUAGGCAAUGUAAUCCCUUACUGUGACCUACACUUUAACUGUCUAAAAAAAAUCAGAAAUCCCCGAUGCUCUGAGCUGUAUCACACACACACAUAUAUAUAUAUAUAUACUCCUGUGAUUUAACCACGUAAUACUUAACCAGUACCUAAACUUUGUACAGAAUCUGUGUAAUAGUUGCAUAAUUUUUUUAAAAAACUGCCCGUUUUAUUCUAGAGCACCCGCACUUUGAGUCACAUUUGUUGCCAGCAAUGGUUUACAUGUCGUUAUCUUUGAUUUCCAUACAGGGAAUUCGCUUUUAUUUCACUGUUAUCCUUUUUAUUUGAAACUUGUUUCCUCUUGCUGAAGCAUUUCCUGUUUUUUAACCGUUCCCUGUUUCUGAAGCUGCUGUCCUAACCUCUUCCUGUGUGAAUAGUCGUAAAUGUCAUAUUUAUGGAUUACACCACUUUAGCUGAUUAAAUAUAUGGACUGAAGUGUUCAAAACCAGACAUACAAAAUAAGUCGUCAGUGUUGUCUUUAUUGAUCUGAGCGAACCGUUCCUUUAUACCUUUACACACCUUAGUUAGCGUUCUGGUUUCCCCUCCAUUUAGCUGAGCUAGUCUUUCUGAUCUGCUGAUUCAUAAUCUUCCACUAUAAGCCGUGACCUAGAAUAGCUGGCAGACAUCCUCUGGCCCCGUGCCACACUGUCGGUCACAGCGACAGUGACAGGAGUGCGCUAUUCCACUGGGAAUCCGCUAGGCGGCAGCACCACACAGUGGCGCUUCUAGGACCUUCGCACUUUUAAGUUUCUGCUAUGUAGCAAGAUUAAACCCGAACUACUCACGUGGGUUUGCGUACAGCGUUUUCUACAAUUUUUCGAUACAAUAAAGUCAAGUAACAGGUUUUUCUUGUAUCAUUGCAAUAUGGUAGCUUUAUUACUGUUUCAUUUUCAUUUUGUUGAACAUUGUAUGAAACGCCAACCCUCAUUUGAUUUUAAUUCUGAACUUUUUUUUUUUUUUUAAAAAAGGUAAUUUGUCUGUAAUCCUCUGAAGUUUUACCCUUUGCUUGUUGGACCCAGUACCUACGGCAUUAUUACAUAACAGGGGAAAUCGUUCCUGCAGUUCAAAGGAUUCAGAGAUACAUUUGUGUUCUGUUCUGCGUUACUAGGAGAGGUGGGGGGUGUGUGCAUAUUCAGCCAAUCAGAAGUGCCGGUUAUACUUUGCUACUAUUGCAGCAUAAUUAUGUUGUCUUGGGGUGCUGUAAAUGCCAAUGUACAUUCUGUUUGUGCUCUGUCGAACUUAUUACAUUUUAUUCUGAAUUAUGUUGGAGAAGCAGGAACUCUGUUCCAAUGCUAAGUGAUGACUCCUGGCAACAGUAACCAGGGAAACAAGGUUGGUAUCACAUUUGGUGGCCAUUUAGAGAGGUGAUCACAAAGCUACUAUACGACAUCGUAGUUUGUGGGAGUUAGAUUCGGCUCACAUUUGUACCGAGGAUGGACAAAUGUUUGGGGCAUGACUCCCUACUUCCGUCCCUCGUCAGCAGUCGUACUUUGCAGCGUAUAAUCUGUGAGGUGGGGAACCGGGCAUUUGUGUAAUCAGCCAUGUCUCCGGUUCACCUGAACUAUGCACCUUUGGACUGGAGUGAGGGUCGGGUGCAGAGUCGAACCCACAGCCCCACGCGUCCAGCUACCGGGCUGUGGGAUCUUCUCCCGAGGACCGAUCUGAACAAGGCUUGAUGCCUUCAAUGCAGAAAUUAGGCCAGACUCUUCCCAGUUGUUUUUGUCGUCGUUGUCUGGUGUGACUCGGCCGUUUUGCUUGUACUGAAUUACUCUGGCUCGCGUCACCUACUGCUUAAAACAAAAAGAAAAACAUUGUCUGUCGGGUGAUUAAUGAUGGAAUCCUAAGUGCUCAAGUUAUUUAACUUGACUGACAUGCUUGCCUGCUGUUCAGGUUAUGGCCGGUUUGCUUCUAACUUGUAUUUUGUGCCCGGCCUCCGCUAGUGAAAAAAGCUUUAACUCCUUAUAUGCACAUUUGGAACUGUGUGUUAAACAUUAAACUCAUUGAGCCUCA